Molecule: messenger RNA, 1438 nt
Organism: Perca flavescens (yellow perch)
Lineage: Eukaryota; Metazoa; Chordata; Actinopteri; Perciformes; Percidae
Gene: sparc
Product: secreted protein, acidic, cysteine-rich (osteonectin)
Exons: 10
Coding region: 106-1026 (306 amino acids)
Biological process (GO): anatomical structure development
Molecular function (GO): extracellular matrix binding; calcium ion binding; protein binding
Source: RefSeq, a predicted model, not a curated record
UGUCUUCUGUGUGUGAACUAGUGGAGCUGUUAGAUUGUCCUGGGCUCCGCACACAGCUGACUUCUCUCCUGUUCUCCCUGCUCUGCCAAGUUAAAGACUUUGAAGAUGAGGGUGUGGAUCAUCUUCCUCCUGUGCCUGGCUGGCCACGCCAUGGCUGCUCCUACUGAGGAGGAGCCCGUCGUGGAAGAGCUAGUUACCGAGGAGCCAGUUGUUGAGGAUGUUGCCCAGGAGACCGAGGUGGGCGCCAACCCUGUGCAGAUUGAGAUUGGAGACUUUGAUGAGGCCAUUGAGGUUGUUGAAGAAGAAGAAGUUGUCACUGAGAACGCCUGCCUGAACCACCACUGCAAGAAGGGCAAAGUGUGUGAGGUCGAUGAAAGCAACACCCCCAUGUGUGUGUGCCAGGACCCCUCCACCUGCCCCGCUGCUGAGGGAGAGUUCGAGCAUGUUUGCGGCACCGACAACAAGACCUUCGACUCCUCUUGCCAGUUCUUUGCCACCAAAUGCGCCCUGGAGGGAACCAAGAAGGGCCACAAGCUGCACAUCGACUACAUCGGACCCUGCAAAUACAUUGAGCCCUGCCUGGACAGCGAGCUGAACGAGUUCCCCCUGCGUAUGAGGGACUGGCUGAAGAACGUCCUGGUGACUCUGUACGAGCGCGACGAGGACAACAACCUGCUGACCGAGAAGCAGAAGCUCAGGGUGAAGAAGAUCUACGAGAAUGAGAAGAGGCUGCAGGCCGGCGAGCACUCUCUGGACCUGCUGGCUCACGACUUUGAGAAGAACUACAACAUGUACAUCUUCCCCGUCCACUGGCAGUUCGGACAGCUCGACCAGCACCCCGUCGACGGGUACCUGACCCACACAGAGCUCUCCCCCCUGCGCGCCCCUCUCAUUCCCAUGGAGCAUUGCACCACCCGCUUCUUUGAGCAGUGUGAUGGCGACAACGACAAAUACAUCGCCCUGGACGAGUGGGCCAAGUGCUUCGGCAUCAAGGAGCAGGAUGUGGACAACGACCUCAUCAUCUAAGCUCCUCUGAGCAGCUCCCAGUCGCUCCUGAACGGGUCCAGGUGCUGAUCCCUAAGUUAAAAAAAAAAGAAAUCACAAUAACGGUGCUACUUGCAAAUUCUUUGUUUUGUUAAUACUGACCUUUUCCUACCUAUACCACUAAAAAAAAAAAAAAAAAAAAAGAUCAUAAAAGAGAAAUGUGCACAGUCUGUACUAACCAUCACGCGUUCACGCGACUUUGAAUUCUCUUGUUUGUCGAAACAAAACACCCAGUAAAAGAAAACUAAAGACCUCUGGUGUAAAUGUACGUUGUUGACAAUAUUAUAUAUAUGUUUAUGAUUUGUUCAAGGUUUUUAAAUCGGAGAUCAAUUUGAAUUCAAUUACUGUGAGGAGACAAAACUGUAAAGUGGAAAAAUAAAGUUUCUAAAUAAAU